This is a messenger RNA of Morchella importuna, 321 nucleotides long. RefSeq lists its product as uncharacterized. The transcript is spliced from 2 exons. NCBI's taxonomy places the organism in Eukaryota, Fungi, Ascomycota, Pezizomycetes, Pezizales, Morchellaceae. Bases 1 to 321 code for a protein of 106 amino acids. The record is from RefSeq and is a predicted model, not a curated record.
AUGGUCGGCGAUGCGGUGGAGGUGGAUAGAUGGGCCGAGAGAUUAACGAGCGAGCUGUUGGCACUAGGGCAGGUGGAAAAGGAGAGGGUGGGUGGGUGGAGUGGAGUCCGUGCCACCCGAUGUCAUAGAGGUUCCGGAGAACAAAUUUCUGGGAGAGCGGACGUGGGCGACCCCGGAGAUGGCGCCGGAGGUGGCGGGGAAGGAGGAGAAGAGCAGAGGAAGGCGAAUGUUGGCCAGGUUGAGGGCGGGCCAGAGGACGGGGAGGCUAAUACUUGCAGCAAGAUGCAACAAGACCAGCAGGGGAAAAGGAGGGGGGGUUAG